Messenger RNA from Xiphophorus hellerii (green swordtail), 4220 nucleotides. RefSeq names its product primase and polymerase (DNA-directed) (gene primpol). The record is from RefSeq and is a predicted model, not a curated record. The coding region runs from base 2063 to 3637 and encodes 524 amino acids. Gene Ontology annotation, cellular component: mitochondrial matrix; nucleus. Lineage: Eukaryota; Metazoa; Chordata; Actinopteri; Cyprinodontiformes; Poeciliidae. Gene Ontology annotation, molecular function: DNA-directed DNA polymerase activity; chromatin binding. Gene Ontology annotation, biological process: mitochondrial DNA replication; replication fork processing; response to UV. The transcript has 13 exons.
UCAUGACCAAAAUUUAAACUUAGUUCUUUGCUUUUCAAUUCUUCAGUAUGAGACUACAUCUCUGCAGUACAAGAUUAAUUUAAUUUAAUGCUUUUUACAUAUAAUUUUCAGAGGUGUCAGGACUAAUGCUGAAAACCUCAAUUUGGAGUUGUUUUUCGUCUUCCCAGAAAUAUAGUUUUAUCACACAAUGUUGGACAACAAUGUCCAGGAAAUGCAACAAAAACUUUUUAAACUAACAUUUUCGAAAUUGCUGUUAUCAAGAUCAACGUUAAAAAUCAAUUUUAGAAGAGUUGCUUUUACUUUGAAAAGCUCCACCGGAAACGUAUUAGUGAACGAACCCAUAAGUUGUAUGUGAGAGGGGGGGUGUACACAGUUAUGGUUACGUUGGACUAACGAAUAACAUACAACUUUAUACAAUUUGUUAAUUUUAAGACUGUUAGUGGAAUUAUAAGAGAUGAUAAUGUUGAGCUUACGAUUGAAACUUGAGUUGUAUAUUUGCAGCUAAAUCAUGCGACUAGAGAAAGCCCAUUUCCGGUUUGUGAAGCGCCAAAACAGAAACAUCUGUUUACGCCGAGUUAUACACAGAAGCUGGAAAGAGGCUCGGAGAAAACAGGUGGACAUUUUUUCGUAAAUAUAGCGUUAAUGUAAGAAACCGAGCUACUAGGAGCGGAGUCUGUAAACUGUAAACUAUUGAAGCUAACAAGUUGAUUUAUUACUAGUUCCCGAGAGGAAAGUUUUUCUUCUUGAGGCUUCAGUUUUAUUUAUUUUUACUUUUCCAACCGCAAAUCUAAUUCAACCAAAAUGUAGGUUUAGUUCUGCUUGAAAUUUACCUUAAAUAGGGGGGAAAAAAACGUGUCUGAACCAUUUUUUGUUUAUGCUACAUACUUCUCUGUUGCCUUAUUCAAUAUUACGUCAUAUUUGAUAUAUAUUUUAUUACAAGGGAAUGUUUCUCAGUGAAGUAGAAGGAAACAGUUACAUGUUGAUCCAAUGUUUAUUAUAAAACCUUCACUUUGCUGCAAUCACAGCUGCAAGUGUUUUGGUGAGUUUCCCAUCAUUAUUGCACAUAAAGACUGAUAUCUUUGCUCAUUCUUCUUGGCAAAACGUUAAAGCUCAGUGAGAUUGGAUGGAACUUCAGUCUUUGAUUCUCAAAUAGAUGUAGGUUUUAACGUUAACUGGGCUUUUCUAACACAUGAAUACGCGUUGACAUCAUAAUUGUUGCUCUGUCUGUAUGUUUAUGGUUAUUGUCCUCCUGGAAGGUGAGCAGGAAGAGAUCUGCAACCUUUACAAUCCUAAAAGCCAAUUUUUGCUUUUUUUUGUUGCCAUUUCUAAUAGAAUUCAUUUUCACGAAAAAUGUUUUAUGGCCAGAAUGUACUUUAUUGUAAUGAAUGAAUGAAUGCUUAAUUUACAAGUCAUUUAAUAUAGUGCACCAUGAUGCUUCAAUAUGAGUUCCUUUUGAGACCUUCACUGAUCAACUGGGUGUAUGAAAUUACUCACAGAUGGUCUAUACUAAUUGAGUCCCUUUGAAUGUAAAAGGUUGCACUGGGUUUUAUUGUAGGGAGUGAAAGUAAAAGGGUGUGAAUAUAAAUGAAUGCAGCACUCUGUAGAUUUUUAUUUGUAAAAGAAAAAAAAACAUUUACCAUUUACUUCUUCACAAAUAUGCACUCUGUAGUGUUGGUCUAUAUGAAUACUUUUCUUGGUAAAUCCUGCAAAAGCUAAAUGAUUAAAAAAAAAUCUAAUCUGAGAAACUUCUUUUAGUCUUGCUUCUGUCUUAUCAUUAGCUAUUAAAGUAGAGGAUAGGAUCAAAGCUUUUAAAAGUCUCAUUUUAAAAAGUAAAAACUGAAUUUUCUCACUGAAGUUUUACACAUUUAAAAUGUUACAUGUUAACUCACCAAAGCCAUACAUUGUCAUUGUUUACCAACACUUAGCAUUUCCGUCCAAGGCCAUUUGAACUCUGUUUUCUUCUUAUUUUGGGAUUAUCCUGUUAAAACAGAAAAUUGUGCAACAUCUCCUUUUUCUUUGCAGACUCAUUGAAUUGCAUAUAAGUGGUUACCAGGACCUAAGGAUGAGCAGGUGGGGUGAGAGGCUGAAGAAGGUGGAGCGGCUGGCUCAGUCGUUUCAGCAGAACCCCUUGACGACGCCGUACAAACCUCGGCUGUGGCCGUACCAGCCCUCCUCUGUCUGGAAACUCUUCCCUCGACAAACCCUGGCCAUCAGCUUCGCUCACAGCUGCAAAGAGGCUGUUCAUGUCUUUGCACUUGAAAAAGAAAAAGCCUCGUUGGGUCAAAGGAUUUACCUGGUCACAAGUUACAGCGAACUGUGGCAUUAUUACAGGGUGUACCCGCAGUCCUUGAUGCAUUGUUAUGAGGUGAUACCAGAGGGGGCGGUGUGUAAGCUGUACUUUGACUUGGAGUUUCACAAACCCUCAAACAAAGGGUCUGAUGGAAACUCUAUGGUUUCCCUGUUCAUCAAGUAUGUCUGCAACAAGUUGGUGGAAGUUUAUGGGAUUGAAUGCUCUGUGAAAAAUGUGCUGAACCUGGAUUCCAGCACGGAGGAAAAGUUCAGUCGACAUCUUAUCUUCAUGCUACAAAACGCAGCUUUUAAAGACAACAUCCAUGUUGGUAGAUUCAUCCAUGCUAUUCUUCAACCCGUGAUAAGCAAGCUCAAAAGCGACAGCCGUCUUCAUAAAGAGGACAUUUCACUGACAGACAACAGACACACAAAUAUUGAUUCUGAACUAGCUCAGAGUCCAGAUGUGAAAAGGCAGAAACAGGAAGUGAUAGAUCUCAGCUUCCUGCUGGUGAAAAACAAGGACGGUCGUAACGGUCUUUUUGUUGAUCUGGGUGUGUACACCAAGAACAGGAACUUUCGGCUGUACAAGUCCUCAAAGGUGGGGAGGAACGCAGCAUUCACCGUGGCUGAAGACAACCAGUUCACUGCCAAACCUGAUAAAGAAAAGUCUGCUGAGGAAAAUGUCUUCCUGGCAUCUUUAGUGUGUAAUGUCAGUUUCACGGGCCAGAGGAUUCUUACAUGGGAGGCCCCAGAAACAAAAGAUGUUAAAAGUCCAACAGCACAAAGUCAGCAGGAACUCGAUUCAAAUCAAGGCACAUUUUCUGGCUGCCUGUCUUCUCCUUACAAAGAAGUGGACAACUUUGUGUUUGCCUUGGUCAGAAAGGAUGGGGUUCAGGGAAGCAUUCGACGAUGGAAUUUCUUUGCUGCAGACCAACUUCUUGUCUAUGACAUUGCCAAAUACCGCUGGUGUGAAAAUGUGAGCAGGUUCCAUAAGAGCAACAACAUCAUGAUCAUUGUGGACCUUAAAGAGGAAGUCUGGUACCAGAAGUGUCAUGAUCCAGACUGCAGGAACUUCAGGUCCUCAAGUUUCCCACUUCCACAAGAGAUCUGUGUCAGCUACAUCCUGACUCUGGAUGAAGAGGAUCAGGCGUACCUAAUGGACGACUCUGGCAACAUUGAACCCACCCAGGCCCCAAACAGCUCCAUGCAUCCGACAGACACUCCUGAAGUGUGGGGAGAUGAGCAGGAUGAGCGUGAAUUUUUAAAGAGCCUGAAUGAUUUUGAACAAAGAAGUACUGAGAUCCCAGAUGAACUUCUACUCACAUGUGUGGCAGACUUUGACUCCUAGCGGGCGACUAAGAUCGGUGUUUCCAGUCGCCACAGCAGAACAUACUCCGAAACAAAUCAUACACAUUUUUGUAAAAAAAUAAUAAUACUGCAGUCACUUUAAUGUUCUUAUAACUUUAUUAAUGUGCAAUAAUCUGUUUAUUAAAUGUUUCUGAAGUCCAAACAGAAUUGCAUAUUUUAUAGAUUUAUAAACAAAAAGUUGUCCUAUAAAAUGAUAAACACAACAGAGAACUUCGCAAAAAUGUUGAAAGAAGAUAUUUUAUUUGACAAUGCUUUCAAAGAAAAUUUCAUUCCCCUCCCCCAUUUUUUAUACAAGAGACAUAAAAAUGCAACAGAGCUUAUAAUGUCAACGAGAUAUGAUAUAUUGAGCUGUGCAGAGAAUGGCUCUAAAUUGAAAUGAGACACUUUGUUUUUAGGCAACUUGAAGAUUUCAGACCAUCACACAAAGACUUUUGAGUUAACUUGCCGUCUUCCAGAAAAUUAUCACAAGAAAACAUCCUCCUUCUAAACGUGUAAUAUAUAUAUAUGUAUAAAUACAAGCUUAAAAAACUUUUAUCUUGAAUCCUGUGGCAUCCUUUUUUUUU